CCUCAUCCUCCAUCUCAAAGAGAAAGAUGGGGGAUAGGCAUGCAAGUAGGUAUUGGUGUUACAUGUGUUCUCAAGUGGGGAAUCCAAUGACACAUCCCGAAAUAAAAUGCCUUUUCUGUGACUCUGGAUUUGUUGAAGAAAUGGACAGUCUAAGAAACCAUUCCAACGCCAACGCCAUUGAUUCAGGAUCAGUGCACAAUCUUUCACUCUGGACUCUCAUCUUGCUCGGUUUGAUGGGCGGUUUAAGUCCGUCGCACUCGCGCACCGCAGGCCAGGAUCAAAUCAAUGGCACCAACUCACAAGACUCAAUGGAAGACAGUGAACUCGGGAGAAGAAGAAGUUCAACUUCAGCUAUUAGGAUGCUUCAGGAUAUGCGUACAUUAGGAGCCUCUGAAUCAGAUAACUCUGAAAAUGGUAGAGAUACAAGUGGUAUAAUGGUUUUGUUUGAUCCGAUCAAUGAAGAAGCCUUGAUCGUUCAAGGUUCAUUCGAUAUCAACCACAGACGAAACCCGAGUCGUAGGUCGGCUAGUUCCUUUGGUGGUGAAUACACCAUGGGACCUGGUUGGGAUUUUUUGUUGCAGUAUAUGUUCGAGAACCGAUAAGGAACCCUACCGGCACAAAAAGAAGCAGUUGAAGCAUUGCCAACUGUUGCCAUCAAAGACAAUUUGUAGUGUUCAGUAUGUUCGGAGUAUAUUGAGAUUGGAACUGAAGCGAAAUAGAUGCCGUGUAAGC
Molecule: messenger RNA, 732 nt
Organism: Hibiscus syriacus
Lineage: Eukaryota; Viridiplantae; Streptophyta; Magnoliopsida; Malvales; Malvaceae
Exons: 2
Coding region: 27-602 (191 amino acids)
Molecular function (GO): ubiquitin protein ligase activity
Source: RefSeq, a predicted model, not a curated record